AUGCACCAGGCUGGCCGGCUCGCUCCGGUUGUUUCCUGCCGGCCGUGCCGCCCAUUGUCUCCCAUCUGGAGCCGACCGUCGGGGAGAUUGAGUAAGAGUGGGGUGGGGUCUGGGAGAGAUGGAUCGGGCCUGCUUGUGUCGGGGUUGGUUGGGGAGCAAGGGGAGGUGGUGCAGCCUGUGCAUGUGCGGACAGCUGAGUGGGUGGAGAGCGAGGAUUUCAAAGAGUCACAGGCGCAGCAGAGGAAGGAAGGCGGUGGUGACGAUGCGACAUCAGCGGCAGGGACACCCAAGGACCAGGAGGGUGGGAGCAGAGCGGGAACGCCCCGCGGGCAAAAGCGGACGUUGGAGCGGAAUGGAGCAGAGGGAGAGGACGACGACGAUGACAAUCCGGAACCGGGUCGCUUGCUGCUUAGGAAUCGGGGGGCUGCCAAGUUUGCUUGUUGCAUCCGCCCACGUGUUGUUGAUUGA
Molecule: messenger RNA, 468 nt
Organism: Closterium sp. Yama58-4
Lineage: Eukaryota; Viridiplantae; Streptophyta; Zygnematophyceae; Desmidiales; Closteriaceae
Source: the annotation of a GenBank genome assembly